AUGGCUGCCGGACUACAGGGCAUCUGCCACAUAAUACUAGACGGACUAGAUGAAUAUGCGGGUAUUUCUUCUUCACAGCGAAGCUCAGAGAGCAAUAUUAUGAAGGUCAUCUGUUUGGAGGAAUUUCCAGAGUGUCGAGUCCUUGUAACAACACGCCCUCACCUAGAGAACUUCUUCGAUCAAGAUGAUCUUCCAAGGGUAUACACAAAGAUGUGGAUCGAAGGAUUCUCGCGAGAGAGCUCAUACGAGUACAUCAACAAGUUCUUUGCUUCGACUUCGAUUCCUGAUAGAGGGCGUGAUCUGGAGGUUUACCUUGAUGAACAACCACUUAUUGAUGAACUUGUCAAGACACCUCUAUUUUGUCUCAUGAUAUGUCACGUAUGGAGUGAGGGCCUACUGGACAGUGGUACUACAACUCAAACAGGAUUGCUGGACAAGGUGAAUGUUUUUCUAAUGCACUAUGCAAACGAGCGAUCGAAGUCAAGUGUUAAAAUCACACAAGAAAAGUUAAAGGAAGUAAUUCAUCAAUUAGGCGAAGUUGCCCUUACUGGCCUUCUCGACGAUGCCAAACAACUAGUCUUCACGCCUCAUGAUUUCCGUAAAGUUCCCGCAACCCUGGAUAUGGCAUGUGAGCUUGGGAUAGUAUCCAAGACAACUGGUAACAUCACGCGACUUCCUCAGUCCAACGAGACCACUUCCACUACCAUUGAGUUUUAUCACAAACUCGCCCAAGAACACUCCGCCGGGAAAUUCCUCGCUGAUCAAACAAACCGCUUUCUGUUACAUUUAAAGAUUUCCAAAUUGGACAGAGUACUGCGCAAGAUAAAAGCAAACAUAUGUGACUACGAGAAUCUUAUCCGAUUCGCUGCUGGCACUGACAACAUCCUCUGUAUACGAAUAAUGAAGGCGCUCCUUAAAAACAGCUUUUUGGAUGAGAGCGAGCGAUAUCGCAUUCUCCUUGACUGCUCAUCCGAGACUACGGGUACUCAAGGAAACGUGUCUUCAUUGGUUCAAAGAUGUGUUAAUGCAGAGAGGAUUGUUCUGAAGUCACCGACUGUCUACACCGUCGUUGGGAUGCAAAAUCUUCCAAAGCAACUUAAACGUCAGGUAAUGACUGUCAUGUUUGAGGGAUCUACUUUAGCUACCGACGUGACGACCGGACUAUGGUCCUGCCUGGGAUCAUUUUCGAUGCUACAUACUCUCACCAUCUCAGACUCCUCUCUCAGUUUCCAUCCAUCUACCCAUGAGCUUCCAUCCCAGCUCACACGCAUCGAGCUUAAAGCACCGUCAACACUCCCAUCGGAGAAGACGAGUGUAUCUACUGAAACGAUGAGUGGACUGGGUCUUCUGAUCGGAGAAGAAACCAAGAACCUGCAGUGGCUCAUUCUGACUAGGGUGAAGUGCACAGACGAGGAAGACUUGGUUCAACUUGUCGAGUGUUGCAAAAAUGUGAAGACGAUGAAUCAUCUAAUGUGA
Molecule: messenger RNA, 1476 nt
Organism: Strongylocentrotus purpuratus (purple sea urchin)
Lineage: Eukaryota; Metazoa; Echinodermata; Echinoidea; Camarodonta; Strongylocentrotidae
Exons: 3
Coding region: 1-1476 (491 amino acids)
Source: RefSeq, a predicted model, not a curated record